UGCGCGCGUGUCAUCAUCAGCGGCCCAAACGUGCAGGCGCGUGCAGGCGCAGAGAAACACGCAGGGAGGCGCGCGCAUGUUCUGCAGACGUUCCUGCGGGAGUGAACGGGUUUAUGAGCGGGUGAACUGAGCGCUCUGUUGCUCCGCUGCUGCUGCCGCUACUGGGUUUCUGCACUGUCAGAAAUGGGAGCCAAUAACAGCACGCGCCGCGUGUCCUUCGAGUCAGACGAGAAUGAAAACGUAACGAUUGUGAAGGGCAUCAGGCUCUCUGAGAAUGUCAUCAAUCGCAUGAGGGAGUCCGCUGCCCCCCAAAAACAAGCAAAAUCACCUCCACCUUCUCCCGAAAGUCCACCAACACGGUUUGACCCUCCUAAACCCCUCCUAGAACCAUUCACUGUGCCUCAGCCUCCACCGGCUACUGAGCCAGUGGCCCCCCCUGCAGCUCCUCCACCUGUUGUAUCAACCCCUGUAGAGCCCGUUGCCUCCCCUCCCCCUGCACUCGCUCCCGCUUCUGAGCUUGCGGCUUCUCAACCUGUGGAAGUAAUUGCCCCCCGUUCCCCAGCUGAAUCAGUUCCCCCUGCUAUCUCCAUUGCUGAAGCUGUUGCUCCCCUUGCUGUAAAGGAACCUGUUGCUCCACCUCCACUCCCGCCAGUGGAUGAGAAAGAGUUGAGAAGAAAGAUCACGGAAGAGUUGCAGAAGGGUCUGGAAGAGGAGAGAAGCAAGGCACGACAGGACCUUAAUCAGUGGCUGGAGAAGGAAAAGGCCCAGGCGCACGCCAAAGCUCAUGCCGAUGCGCAGGCCCAGGUGCAGGACGAGGUGAGCAGGAUCCUGGCUGCAGAACGAGUGGCUUCUCAGGACAGUGUCCAGCGAGCCGUGCUGCGAGAGAGAAUCAGCACUGAAGACGAGCGUCUCCGAGCACAGCUCUAUGGGAUGGAGCGUAAGGCUAAGCAGCUGGAGGCGAGAGACCAGGAGCUGAGGAAGCAGGAUGCCUUCUACAGAGAGCAAGUAGCCAAGCUGGAGCAGAGGAGUGCCCAGUUCUACAAGGUCACCAAUGAGAACUAUCACAAAGCAGCGGAUGAAGUGAAUGCUAAAUUCAAGCGAUAUGAGAUUAGUCCUGUGUGUACCGACCUGCAGGGUCAGAUUCUGAAGUGCUAUAGGGAGAACACGGGGAAGACGCUGCUCUGCUCCAAUAUUGCCUCGCAGUACCUGCAGUGCGUCAACAGUGCUAAGCAGAAUAACAAGUUUGAAGCAUCACACUUAUGGGAAAAUGACCUAACAAGCUGAGGACCGGAGGCUAACGCUGAGUCCUGGAGGAGAUGGCAUCACCGUGUUUAGAGGAUGUUUCUAAAGGAGAGCAGAGGCACCACUGGAUACACACCUGACCCAGAGCAACAGUAUAGAAACCACAGCAACCACGGAGAUGGGACAAUCCUACAAACCCACCCAAAUCCCUCACUCCUUCACCCCUCUUUCCUCCCUUUUCUCCUCCCUCCGUCUCGUUCUGCUCCUCUAUUCCAGAGCAGUACAGUAUUGCAGAUACGAGAGCUUGUAGGAGGUGUAGUGAGAAGACUGUGCCGAACAGCUAGAACCAGAGAAUUCUUCUUUUCUCAGAACGGUUCUCCGUUAGGAUGAAUCUACCUGAGAUCCAGGUAGACAAACCAAAUGAAACCAAUCGCGAGCCUCAGAAAAGCCAGUAAGCUUCACCUUCACCCAGUAUUUCAUUCAUGUUCAACUUUAAAAACUUGGAACCUGGUAUUUCCUCAUCUUCUUUCACACAGUGAUUCUAGCGCUGCAGUUCUGUUGAUUCAUAUUUCAUGUUGGUGUUUUUAGUGCAAAGACUGCCACCGCCCACUUCACACACACACACAAACAUAAAAACACACACCUCCACACCCUGCUCCUCCUCACCUGAUGGCCAGCCAGCUCCUCAUGCACAAGCACACUCACCCACCCAUCCAUCCAUCCAUCCAUGCAUCCAGCCUCAGUUUCAGUUUGUUGUGUCCGCGAGUGUAAUUUUCAUUGUGUUUCUGCUUUAUUUCUGCUUUUCUUUUCUGUGUGUGAGAGCCAUCAAUCAGACUGCCUGAUCUGUCACAGAGAAUAAAGGGAUGAAACUGGAAACCUGAAUUUGUCCUAUCACUGUUCCAAAUAAAAAUACAACUAUGA
Messenger RNA from Astyanax mexicanus (Mexican tetra), 2163 nucleotides. RefSeq names its product coiled-coil-helix-coiled-coil-helix domain containing 3a (gene chchd3a). The transcript is spliced from 11 exons. Gene Ontology annotation, biological process: inner mitochondrial membrane organization. The coding region runs from base 184 to 1284 and encodes 366 amino acids. Gene Ontology annotation, cellular component: mitochondrion; MICOS complex. NCBI's taxonomy places the organism in Eukaryota, Metazoa, Chordata, Actinopteri, Characiformes, Acestrorhamphidae. The record is from RefSeq and is a predicted model, not a curated record.